AUGACGCCCAAGGACGGUUGUGAUUCUGUAGAGGGCUUGCAAACCACUACUGGAAACAUGCUGGACUUCAACGUCUCCAAAUCAUUGCGUGAAAGCAAUGUCACCAAAAACUCCAGCUGUGGAUCUGUAUCAGUUGGUUUCCCUAUAACCAUGAUGAUCACUGGCAUGGUGGGCAACUCACUGGCUCUUAUUCUGGUGUAUAUCUCUUACAAAAAGAAGGAAAACAAAAGAAAAAAGUCUUUCUUGCUUUGCAUUGGAUCGCUUGCGCUAACCGACUUGUUUGGACAGCUUUUGACAAGUCCAAUAGUAAUUUCAGUUUACAGAGCUGAUUUGAAGUGGGAGCGUAUCGACUCAUCUGGCAAACUGUGCGCUUUUUUCGGUGUGUGCAUGACAACUUUUGGCCUGUGCUCUCUCUUCUUGGCCAGCGCUAUGGCAAUUGAAAGGGCUAUGGCGAUAACAAACCCCCACUGGUACUCCAAUCACAUGAAGACGAGUGUGACAAAGCAGACUCUGGCUGUCAUAUGGUGUCUUGUGUUGCUCUUUGCGCUGCUGCCCAUCGCAGGGGUCGGGGAGUACACGCGUCAGUGGCCGGGCACCUGGUGUUUUAUUACCACGGGGGACAGGGAAGUCCCGGGGAAUAUGUUCUUCGCCAUCACUUUCGCUGUACUUGGGAUUUUCUCUCUGCUUGUGACACUUUCCUGCAAUGUAGUGACGAUCCGGGGCUUAAUUAUCCGUUGUAAAACAAAGUCUGGCACGUCUCAGUCUUCGAAGCAGUGGGAACGACUCACCACGGAGACAGUCAUUCAGCUGUUAGGGAUUAUGUGCGUCCUGCUUAUAUGCUGGUCUCCUCUGCUGGUGCUGAUGCUGAGGAUGAUCUCUAACCAAGUGUCCUCCCACGAGUGCAAUUCAACAGUCGUGGCCUCCAAUCACACCUCUAACCGGGAUAUCCAGCUAGACUGUAACUUUUUCCUGACAGCGAUCCGCUUGGCCUCCCUCAAUCAGAUUCUUGACCCGUGGGUCUAUCUGCUCCUCAGGGAGAUCCUCCUCCGUAAGUUCUGCAUCAUGGCUAACGCAGUGUCCAAUUGCUCCAUAGACGAACAUAAGGAGACUCAGACAGCAUUGGAUGCUCUCAACAAGCAGAACCCAGACAGCAACAACCUUCAUAAACCACAAUGUAGCUAAGUCUGACAGGAAGUUUUUGUUGUGGCUUUGAGGCCAGGACAGAUCGGAUGGAUGCAAAAAUGGAUACACUAUCUUUUGGGAUGUGUAGUGAAAAAAAAAUUAGGAUGAGCGGCUUCAGUUCCUUGACAGAAGGAUAUUGUGCAUUUUCGCUCUGGGUGCAUUUGUUUACCUUAACACACAUUCCAUUCAAAGUCACCUAACCAGCAUGUGGAUGCAUGACCGUGUCACCUUGUGCAUUUGGCUGCAGCGUGGCUGCCAGGAACUCCCUCAUUGCUAGUUUGCAGUUUUGAUAACAACAUCUCCUGGGCCCAAGAACUGCAAAUGGGUGACUCUAAAUGGACUUAUAUGGAAGUGAUGCUCUUUUUAGUUUAUGAACUGAGUCAUUGUUUUUAACAACUUGAAGCCAUACGC
Plectropomus leopardus (leopard coralgrouper) is the source of this 1593-nucleotide messenger RNA. RefSeq names its product prostaglandin E receptor 3 (subtype EP3) (gene ptger3). Gene Ontology annotation, cellular component: plasma membrane. Lineage: Eukaryota; Metazoa; Chordata; Actinopteri; Perciformes; Serranidae. The record is from RefSeq and is a predicted model, not a curated record. Gene Ontology annotation, molecular function: prostaglandin E receptor activity. Gene Ontology annotation, biological process: inflammatory response; phospholipase C-activating G protein-coupled receptor signaling pathway; adenylate cyclase-activating G protein-coupled receptor signaling pathway.